Molecule: messenger RNA, 1840 nt
Organism: Drosophila eugracilis
Lineage: Eukaryota; Metazoa; Arthropoda; Insecta; Diptera; Drosophilidae
Exons: 5
Coding region: 101-1780 (559 amino acids)
Biological process (GO): maturation of 5.8S rRNA; maturation of LSU-rRNA
Cellular component (GO): preribosome, large subunit precursor; Las1 complex
Molecular function (GO): endonuclease activity
Source: RefSeq, a predicted model, not a curated record
UAGCUAUAUAUUAGUUGACAACAACAUCACUAGUAAAACUGUUGCAUUUCUCUUAGCGGUUUGUUUUGCUUCGGAUUGGUUUUUUAAAAUAUAAGCCGACAUGGGUACCGCAAAAAAGGAAAAGCCUGAAGUGAAAAAGAAAAGCCCUGAAAAAGGAAAACAGCAAAAAGCCAAAGCUGUUCCCGUUCAACCGCCUCCAGUAGUAAAACAGAGAACUGUGGUCACUCCUUGGCGAGACACGCUGGAGUUUAAUGAGACAUAUGACUUUUUAUUUGGAAAAACCUCCACGACCGCUAGUCGUCGUCAGGCACUCAGUAAAAUCCGCAUUUGGAGCCUGCGAAGGGGAAAUCUUUGCCCAGCGGCUGUUUUGGCAACUUCGGUGCUCGUCGAGGCGCAAUUGGAUGACAAGGAGGGAAACUUUAAAAUACAGCAAGCUUAUGCUAGUGCCUUCACGCGAUUCUACAACUUCAUGUCCUCCAUAAUUCAGGGCUAUAACAUGUCUAGCAUGUAUGAAACGGCCAAGGAAUUGGGACUACAGUCGUUCAUCGUGGAUCUGCGGCAUCUUUGCGCUCAUGGACAAGAGCUUCCACCUGUGGAGGUGCUUAGAAGCACCUCAGAUCAUUGUCUGGAUUGGCUGCGCACUUACUAUUGGCUUCCCCAUAAGGAAACUAUGUCGAAUUUGGACGCUGGAAAACUGAAACGCAAAGACAAACUCAAGUUCGAAAAGGCAGUGAGUGCUCUUCUAGAAAUCUACGAUCUGACUUUGGAAUGCCAUUUCAAGGGAGCAGAGAAACUAAAAGCUAUUAGUAAACUGAAAUCCAGCAGUGAAUUCAACAAGAUUCGCGUUUAUUCAUCCGCAAAAAAAGCAAAGACCGCAAAGGAAAUACUUAAUGCAGUGGUAACAGAUCUCAGUGCGCUAAUCAAAAGGGAGUCUUCUUCUAUGAAGGAUUUGCUAGAUAUAUACACAGGAUGCCUGCUUAAAAUGGAAUACUUCCUUGGAGUUGGCCUAGAAAUCGAUGACAACGAGGAUAUCCUCAUUGCAGCUACUCAGGGCCUCUUUAGGCUACUUGCAGUUCAGGGGUAUAUCGAAAAGGUGUUUGUGGCGUUAGUUCAAUUGACGGAAAACGAAAAUGAACCGGAGGAAAGGCGAUUAGGGGCCGGUUAUUGGGCUUCGAAGAUGAUUGAAUCCUUUGGAAUGUUGCUCCGCAUGAAACGCAUGUAUAAAGAGGAACUAGAUUUGAAUGAUAAACUGAAAGCAGUUGAUUUUGCAUCUCUCAACACGGAUAAAAUUUCGAAAACACUGCGCAGUCUUCUAGUUCAUUCAAAUGUGGAUCCUUCCACUACUCUUAUUUUCGGGGACAAUCCCAAAAAGUCAAGGUCUUUGGUUUUUGAGCGGGAGUUUAUUAUGCAGCGUGUUGCUCCUUUUAGCAAAUACUCAGCGCCAAUACUUAAAGGAUUACUACCGCUCGCAGAUCCUCCUUUCAGUAAGGUACAAUUGGAGAGUUUGGGCGAACUUUGCGAUGUUCGGUUACAGGGGUUGACCCAGGACGAACCUAUGGAGGAAGAGAGUUCCUCCAAGCAAUGCAGUUCCUCUGAAGAAGACAGUUCCUCAGAUGAGAUAUAUGACUUAGAUUAUUUGGAAAAGCUUGUAGCAACAGCAUCGCAAAAUAAAGACAACAGCUUUAACAAGGCGCACACUUCUGAUCUGGGCAUUUGGAAGCUAGAGAGCGACAACGAUUGGUCGAAAUCUGCCUUAGGUGUUUUGCCUUAUGGUCAAUAAAAAUACGCGUUAUAAAUAAGCCAUGUUUAAAUGUUUAUAUUAAAUAAAAGAAGAAAACAA